This is a messenger RNA of Maudiozyma barnettii, 1557 nucleotides long. It is a transcript of the gene PAC2, whose product is annotated as Pac2p. Bases 1 to 1557 code for a protein of 518 amino acids. Gene Ontology annotation, cellular component: cytoplasm. The transcript has a single exon. The record is from RefSeq and is a predicted model, not a curated record. Lineage: Eukaryota; Fungi; Ascomycota; Saccharomycetes; Saccharomycetales; Saccharomycetaceae. Gene Ontology annotation, molecular function: protein kinase binding.
AUGGAGCGAUAUCAUAUUGGUGAUAGAUUACAGAUUGGUGAUGAUAUUUGCACUGUGAGAUAUAUUGGUUAUAUAGAUGUGUGGAAAGACGAGCUGGCAUUUGGUGUCGAGUGGGAUGAUACCAAUAGAGGGAAACAUUCAGGUACUUUAAAUGGACACAGAUACUUUAGUACCACUAAAGAGAACUCUGGAUCUUUUCUCAAGUGGUCUAAAGUGGAAAGAGUAAAGCAAAGAGGAUUCCUCGAAGCUGUAUAUGAUAUAUAUGGAACUUCGACUGUAAUCGACCAGUCUCUUCGGAUUAGCUCAAAGAAUAUUGAAUACUUAGGAUUUGAGGAGCUGAACAGUAGAAAUCAGGAGAUUAGUUCGUUAGAAUCGAUUUCAUUGGAAAAAAAAUCCAUAUCCUGUCUGUCCACCCCAGAAGAGGGUAUUCGUACAAUAACUAAUCCUUUCAAGAAUUUGAAGAACUUGAAUAUAUCUAAUAACCUUAUUUCAAAUUUUGGAGAUAUUUUAGAGCUAUUGGAGUAUAUGCCAAGCCUGUCCACAUUAAAAAUAGGCGGUAAUAAAUUUAAACCUCAUGUCCCUAAUCCGGGUGAGAUCAAGAUAUAUAAUAGCGUAAAACACCUUUCAUUAUCUGGUUGUGAUAUAACCAUCAAAUGUAUUGGAUAUAUUGUGGCACAUUUCCCACUUUUAGAGUCACUCGAUUUAGGGGGUAACAACUUAUCAGAAUUGAGAAACGUUGCUUUUCAGCUGCCAAAAUAUGUAAACCAUUUAUCACUUUUUAAUGUUGGGUUAGAUGAACUGCCAUUAGGGUUGACUGAUUGGAAAUUAGAAUAUUUAAAUUUGUCACAUAAUAAGAUAAGAUCAGUGAUAUUGCUAUCAGCUAAGCACGCUAGUCGAGAGUCCUCAUUGGCUCAGCUUGAUUUGUCCCACAACGCAAUCAAUAAUUGGGAAUCAAUCGAUCAGUUAAAUGAGACUUUCCUUCAACUCAAAUCCCUCCGCAUCAAUGAUAAUCCUAUUUUAUCAGCAGAUAUUUCUGAAACUAAUCUGUUAGAUAGCAACAAAAAGAUGUUUUUAAAUGUUCUCGCAAGGUUUAACAAUUUAGACGUCCUGGAUGGUUCCCAUUUGACCAAAGUGAUAAAAGAAGAAGCAGAAUUGUAUUUGUUAUCUGCUAUUCUUUCAAAUUCUGUAAAAUUAACCAAAGAUACAACCAGGUGGUUAUAUUUUAAAGAUAAAUAUGGGAUACCUGAGAAGAUAGACAAAAGUUUACUACAUGUGUCUACAGAAAUUGGUUUGUUAAAUGAUUUGGAAAUUUUCAAAUUGUAUAUUCAUUACAAUAAUGAGGAUGACCAUUUUGAAAUCAAUAUUCUUCCUAAUAGUACAAUCCGUUAUAUGAAGAGUAUCAUUAGCAAACAUGUUGGUGUACCUAUUCUUCAAAUGAAAGUAUUAUAUGAGCCUACAAGUGAAACUGAAAGUAUGGUAGAAAUAUCCCGUAACUUUUCGCUCGUUAGUGACUUAGGUUUAACAAACGGCUCUGACAUAUACGUUAUGCUCAAAUAA